GACUACGGUGUUCUCCGACUGACGUGUCGUAUUGUAUUCGGUUAUUAUCGAGGAAAAACACGGGGCUGAUUUUCAUGCUACUUAUUUAACCAGCAGGCAUUAGCCACAGACAGAACGAUGUCAGAGCCAAGCAAGCAAGACAUUUCUGCUAUAUUUAAGCGGCUUCGCUCCAUCCCUACGAAUAAGGUUUGCUUUGACUGCUCAGUUAAAAACCCCAGUUGGGCCAGUAUCACCUAUGGUGUAUUUCUGUGUAUAGACUGCUCUGGGACGCACAGGUCUCUUGGGGUGCACCUGUCCUUUAUCAGGUCCACUGAGCUGGAUUUUAAUUGGUCGUGGUUUCAGCUAAGGUGUAUGCAAGUGGGAGGCAACGCCAGUGCGAUUGCAUUUUUCAAUCAACAUGGUUGCACAGCCAGCGCUGCCAAUGCCAAGUACAACAGCCGAGCUGCUCAGCUGUACAGAGAGAAGAUAAAGACUUUAGCCACACAAGCCACCAGACGCCAUGGCACUGAGUUGUGGCUUGACAGUCAGGGUCCUCUCUCUCCAACAUCACCCGACAACAAGCAGGUGGAUUUCUUCAGUCUGCACUCUCAGGCUGUUCCUGAAAAUCUGAACAUGGCUGAAAUGAGUCUCAGCUCCUCCACAUCAGAAAAACCUGGAACUGCAGACAAAGAAGAAGACAAAAAUGGUUGUAAUCUAGAGGGGGGUCCUAGUGUGGACAUGCUGAGUGUUUCUCCUAAAGCAAAUCCAGAGCUUUCCUCUCUUCUUAAGAAGAAGCCAGCUGCUGUCAAGAAAACUUUGGCCUCUAAGAAGGGAGGUCUGGGUGCUCAGAAAGUCAGCAGCAAGAAUUUCUCAGAGCUGGAGAAGAAGGCUCAAGCUGCCGACAAGCUCAGAGAGCAAGAAGAAGCCACUGCUGGCAAGAAGAAUACUCAGCCUGAGGAAUCCUUUGCUCCAUCGCUGCGACUGGCCUGUAAAGAUCUUGAGCAGCAGAGGAAGAUGGAAGAGCAGAAGUUGAAGGGAUUAGAAGGGAAGAAGAAAGAGCAGGCGGAGAGACUGGGCAUGGGUCUGGGCAUCAGGAGUGGAGUGUCUCACUCCGUGACAGCGGACAUGCACAUCAUCCAGCAGGAGAAUCCACUGGCAGCCAAGACCACCAAAGGACGACGGUUUGCUGAGGAUGACGACAAUGAUGAAGGGUUUUUCAACUCUAGGUCUGUGUCCCGAUUCGAGGAUCAAAGAGAAACCUCAGAUGAUUUCCCCUCCAGGUGGGAUGACAGAGCAGAAGGAGGAGGCUGGAUGAAGGAGAGCAAGAAGCCAGAGCCGGACUUCUUCUUGACCUCCACAAUGUCCUCACUGGAUGACAGGACCACAGCCAGACGAAAACCGGAACCGGUCUCGGACACAGGAGAAGCCCGGAUAAAGUUUGGACAUGCGAAAGCCAUCUCUUCUGACAUGUACUUUGGAAAACAAGAUAACUCUGAGUACGAGGCCAAAACACAACUGGAACGAUUUUCCGGGAGCACGUCUAUAAGCUCAGCUGACCUUUUUGAUGAUCCAAAGAAACAGACCACAAGUUCAUACCGUCUGACCAACGUGCUGCCCAGUGCCCCUGACAUGUCACAGCUCAAACUGGGAGUGCGCUCAGUCGCGGGGAAGCUCUCCGUCAUGGCCAGCGGCGUCGUUAGCUCAAUUCAGGACCACUACAGUUCCUGAGUCAUGGUGUCUCCUCUUGGAUUCACCCCCCUUAUAGUUGUCCUCUGUUUAACAGAGUCAGAUAAGUUUCCCAGUGAAUGGUGGCCGCUCACCCGGGGAGUGAAGGAAGGAGGCAAAUCUGCUCUGUGACAGCAGCAAAAUGUACCCGCUAAUGACCCUGUAUACUUUCAUAUCUAGUCCAUUUCAUUAGGCAAUGUAUAAUAAAGAGUUGUUAGAGCCGAGAUGGGCGACACACGAUAUUUUCAGUGGAAUAAUGUUCACCCGCAGGCAUCUUGAAGGGAGAUUUAUGUUUAUGUGUACAGCUCAGUUAUGAAGAAUAUUUAGUUUUGCAGCUUAGUACUUUAUCGCUCUGAGGUUUGGGGGUUUGGAAAUCUUGAGAGAUUCUUUAUGUAGCACUCUGAGAAGGUUUAUGGUGUUGUGAAGAGGGGAUAUUUUUUGCUUUUUUAAUUCCUUUCGUUGAUGAGGUCAAAAAAACCGUAACGUAAUGGAGACACUUCAGUGUUCAAUUGGGCAACAUUUGCACUGUGAGGUGUCAUAUUGUUUAAUUUUUACACAUUCCCACAGGUUUGAAAGUGUCCUUUCCGUCCCCAAAGUGCACUUAUGCUUGCUCUUCCACAGACAGGACCAAAACCUGGUAAUAAUGAGGCCUUGGGGGACCUGACAUGUAUUUCUUUAUUGCGUAUACUAUCAGUCAUGUAACUUGUGAUUGGCCCCUUUAGCAUGUGAGCUUUUGUUAUAUUGCUAAUAGCUGUGUUUUUCUUUGUUGUCGGAGGCGUUGCUUGAGUAAUCACAAAAGGACAAAAUGGCACAAAGCCUAAACAGCUAUCAAAAAGUCAUUUUAAUUUUGCUCAGUUUUAGAUGAGAAAGUCAGUUGCACUACAGUCCAGUUGCUUGGACUUGGACACUUGAAAACAUUGUAAUCACAGGUAUGGUCAACAGUGGAACCUGCUGAUUAAUCAAAGUUAGCGGAGAGCCUUUUGAUGAUGUUUUGGGUUGAAUUAGUAGCUGCUUUUUGUUGGAAUUUGUGUUUAGGUGUUUGUGAUGACUUUCCAUACUGGCCUCGUUUGGUAUUGAAUUUAAAACCACACGCUUAAACUCUUGAAGACUUUAAGUUGCUGAUGCAGUGGGACCUCUUUGUAGCUUUCAGGCCCCACUGCACAGCACCACGUGUCCACUUAAAUGAAAACAUGAAUGCAGAGAAGGAUUCUAUAAAAAGCCUUCCAAAUUCAUUUUUGGAGGUGUAACAUAUUCCCAAGGUUCAGGCUUUUAAUUAUGUCACAUCUAUCAGAGCUGGUAAUUGGGUGCAGGGGGUCAUGGCUGUGGUACUAUGGAAUAACUACUGCUUGUGCUUUAGCAUUUGGAUCAAGUUUGCCAUGAUGCUAAAGAGGUUCCUCAAAUAUCUGAGUUAAAGAACUGGAAUUUUUAAAGCCCCGAUUGGGAACAGGAUGAUCAAUUUCUGGAGUUCAGCGUGAAAGUCAUAGAUUCUUUAGUGACCAAAUAUCUGUUUACUUCAUCACUCAAUGCCUUAGUCCAAAGAUCUCCGAUUAACGCGCCCUCAUAUUGCAAUAUUGUGGAGUCCUCUUGUUACCCGUUUUGCACAUAAUUUGUUAGAAAUUGCACGCGGCAGCUUUUGCUUGAAUGUACUGUAUUGCCAUUGAACCUUUGCGUCUAAGUGGACGAUGUGUCCUUAUUAGCCGUUUUGUAUUUUGUUGAUCUUUGUAUGACUGUAUUUUCUGCCGUUGUUAAUUGUCGCAUCAAAGAUUAGUAGCUGGUAUAAUUUGCAUGGGUCUUGUAGUUCAUAGUUGUCACAUCAUGAAUACAAGAUAGCUGGGACCCACCCAUUAAACAAUGGAACAACGGAAGAGAAAAACUGUACAGUAGGCUGAAACUGCUACAUACAUACAUACUGCUACAUGUUGUACAGGGCUUAAAAUUACCAUUUAUAGAAAGUUACAAAUAAUCAAGUUUUGAUGUAUUUUGACACUCAAAAUGUAAGAGAAGUUUUUGAAAACCUGACAAAUAAAUGGCUCGUGUUUAAGCUC
Molecule: messenger RNA, 3749 nt
Organism: Scatophagus argus
Lineage: Eukaryota; Metazoa; Chordata; Actinopteri; Scatophagidae
Gene: arfgap3
Product: ADP-ribosylation factor GTPase activating protein 3
Exons: 16
Coding region: 118-1707 (529 amino acids)
Biological process (GO): COPI coating of Golgi vesicle
Molecular function (GO): GTPase activator activity
Source: RefSeq, a predicted model, not a curated record